Messenger RNA from Chaetomium globosum CBS 148.51, 2457 nucleotides. RefSeq lists its product as uncharacterized. The transcript has 2 exons. NCBI's taxonomy places the organism in Eukaryota, Fungi, Ascomycota, Sordariomycetes, Sordariales, Chaetomiaceae. Bases 1 to 2457 code for a protein of 818 amino acids. The record is from RefSeq and is a predicted model, not a curated record.
AUGGCUGAAGUGGCCACCCCUCGGAAGAAGGCCAACAGAGGCCACGGCUCGCCGUGGUGGUCAGUGGAGGUCCAGGAGGCCCAGAGAGAGGCAAGGAGAGCCGAAAGGGAGUGCAAGGCAGCCCCGUCGGAGCACAACAAAGAAAGACUUAACCAAGGUCUACGGGCCCUCGCGGCCACCAUCAACAAGGAGAAAACGAAGACCUGGAGGACAACAAUGCAGAAAGCCACCCACAAACCCGACCUGCUAUGGAGCCUAGAACGCUGGGCCCGUUGCAGAAGCUUCGCCCCCCCAGAUCCCCCGAAACUACCCGCUCUCACAGGGCCCCCCGGAGGCCAGGACCUCUCCACCCACGAGGAGAAGGCGGAGGCCUUAGCACGCCGGUUCUACCCUAACCCAGAAGCUGACCUUUCUGAUAUAGAGGACCCGGACCUGCUAGAACAGUGGGUUCCGAAGUUCAAUAUAGAGGAAAAGGUUACAGUGGGUGAUGUUAGGGCAGUUCUUUCGAAGAUUAGUCCUUGGAAGGCUCCAGGCGAGGACCACUUACCUAUAGGCCUUCUUAAGGCCUGUGGGCGCCCACUGUUCAAGGUGCUAGCGGUUCUCACGGAGGCGUGUUUCCGGAUCGGAUGGUUUCCAGAAAUAUUCAAGAGAGCCAAAACAGUUGUCCUACAAAAGCCCGGAAAAGAGCCGAGUACCUACCGAACUCCAGGAGGCUACAGGCCUAUAGCCCUUCUACCUACAGUUGGGAAGGUCAUAGAAGCACUGGUAGCAAAGAGGAUUACUAGUGCUGCAGAGGCCUACGGCCUACUACCAGCGGAGCAGAUGGGAAACCGAGAGCACAGGUCAACAGAGGUAGCGAUUCGGCUAGUCGUAGCCCAAGUCCAGGAGGCCUGGCGGCAGAAAGCAACCGCCUCCCUUCUACAGUUGGAUAUCUCAGGGGCAUUCGACACCGUCAACCACACCCGGCUACUAGCCACUCUUCGGCUACAGGGUUACCCACAGUGGGUGGUUCUGUGGGUGAAGGCGUGGUUAAGUAACAGAGUUGCGAUCCUCCACUUCGACGGCCAGAAAACAGAGGACAUCCCAGUCAUAGCGGGAGUCCCCCAGGGCUCACCACUAUCCCCGAUCCUAUUUAUCCUCUACAUUGCCUCCCUAUAUCAGGCCCUGAAAACAGCCCAUCCACUGGUUAGCAUAGUAGGGUUCGCAGACGACACAAACCUACUGGCCUUUGGAAAGAACCCAGAGGCCAAUACACAGGCAACUGGAAAAAGCUUGGAAGACCUGCUUGCAGUGGGCUGGUACCCGGGGGAUGGAGUUCGCACCUCAAAAGUGCGAAUUAAUUCACUUCAACAAAGGGCGCACCAACAAGCUGUGGAACGGAAACUCAAAACCCAAGAUUUCGCCUUAUCGAGGAUUGCAGCAAAGACGUGGGGCCCGAGCCUAUCCAGGGCUCGGGAGGUCUACGUAAAGUGCAUCCGCAGUGCCAUAGCUUACGGAGCCUCCAGCUUCCACCAACCAACAGCUCCAAGAGCUACAGGGCCGAAGGGGCCUGCAAAGCUCUUGUCAAAAGCUCAGAACAGGAGCCUUCGAAUAGUAGUAGGGGCAUACAAGUCAGCUCCUAUUCGGUGCUUAGAAACAGAGGCCUGGGUGCCACCGCUAGACUUAUAUCUCAACAAGCGGCUGGCCGACUUCGAGGGCCGGCUACAGAAGCAGGCCCUACAGUCAGGGGCUGGGCCGGAGGCUGAGAGAAUAACCACGGGGCAUCUAAUUACUGAGGCCUGCAAUAAGGUCUACCGAAGGUUCAACAAGAGGAGGAAAACCCGAGGCCGGAGGCCCCGUCAGGGCCCGCAGAGUCCCACGCCCACUGAACUAGCCGCUAGUGUAGUGGCCCAGUGGGUUAACUACAAAUGGAAGAUUGGGGGGAAGGAUAGGGGGUCGAAUACCAAGGAGGUGGUCGAACUGGCCUGGCAGGCCCGGUGGGAACAACAGAGAGCUAGUCAACAAAGUACUACUCGACAGAGGGUAUUAAACAGGAGGAUAGCCGACGAAGACCCCCCAGCCCUCUUAUUUACCGACAAAGCUCUGAUGAGACACGAAGGUCUUACAAAGGCGCAGAGCUCCCUCCUUUCCCAGGCCCGUAUCGGGGAUAUAGGCCUCCGGGACUACCUGUUCAGGGUGAAAGUCCCGGAGGUCCGUACCCCCUAUUGCGAGUGCGGGAGGGGCAGGGAGACAGUGGAGCACUUGGUGGUUUGGUGCCCCGACCCGCCGUUACAAAGGCCGUGGGACGGCAGAGAGAUUCGGUCACAUCGGGACCUACAAACCGUAUUACGGGGAGUAGGUGCCCGGAGCAGAAGAUUUGUUAGGAAGGUCCUUGGCUGGCUGAUGGACUCUGGCCGGCUACUGGAGUAUAGGCUGGCCAGAAGGCUGGAGCUAGAAACAGUGGAUGGGGAGGGCUAG